AGGGCGCCGGGUCGGUCUGUCUACCCUCACUACCUUCUCUCUCUCUCUCUCUCUCUCUCUCUCUCUCUCUCUCACUGCCAGGACCAGCACACAAUUUAAUCAAUGGCACCGAAGUCAAAACUCAAAACCUAACUUGAACAUACCCUUUCUCUAGUAGCAACUGGCCUGUAGAAAAAAUAGAAGAAACCCCAAAAAUAACCAUAAUGAUGCAUGUGACUUGAAAGUAAAAAAAGGGAGGAAAAAAAUCAUCUUAAGCUGAUUGCUAACUCCCUGAUGUAUAGAGAAAACCCAAGAAUGAUGAAAAGGACAGAGCUCACAUGAGCCGAACCAGAUCACCCAUGGGCCCAUACGCACAAAUCCUCUCUCAAUCCUCAAUCCUCGAAUCCUCAUGGGUCUUUCUUUAAUAGCAGAAAGAAGCGAGAAAAUAUUUGUGGUUCGUUGCUUGUAGAGAGAGAAGAUUUUAGGAAACUAUAAUUGGGAAGCAAAAACCCUCAUACAACAGCUCUCUCUCCCUCUCUCUCUCUGAUGUAGCUAGGUCAACCACAUGAUGAACAGCUUGCCUUCUUUCUUUCUAAUAUUGAAUUACCGUAUGGCUUGUCUUGUUUAGGGUUUUGAGUGUUUUGUUUUUAUAUUUUAUUUUUAGUCAAAGAAGAAGGCACCGACUCUUUGGUUUGUAUUGAGCUAGAUGAUUGCUCCCCCUUUGCUUCUCUUCUUUGUGGCCUCACAGAUUUUGAAAGAGAAAAUCUUCUAAACAAGAAACCAAAUCCUCUAGAGCAGGUGAGGUAAGGCCUUGUUUGUGCUCCAUAUUUCGCUAAAAAGUCGUAACCCCACUUUUUUCUUCUUCUUUUCUUUCUUUCUCCUCAAUCAUCAUUUCUAUUUUGGUUGUUGGAUUUCAAUUCUUCAAGAUCUACUGUGAUCAUAAGAAGCUCUUAGUGGGUCAUCAUGAACUUCGUUGAAGGAGAAAGAGGGGAUUUUGAUAAAGAAGAACAAGGAGAAGAGAAACAGGAAGGAGAGGAAGCUGUGAAGACAAGUAAGCUCCUCUUUUCUUCUCCUUGUACAUCAUCUUCUUCUACCAAGUACACAAAUUUUCUUCCUGGGCACCACAACAUGUGGCCUGGUUCAUUUGAUCAGUCACAACAAGAUAGCAAAACCCAAGAACCAUCUCUCAAUUUUGAUAAGAAGCUAGAGCUCAUGGAAUUAUCACUGGGAAAUAACAAUGAAACUGAGAGAACUAGUGCCGGUGCUGUUGUUGGUGCUAGAGAGUCUAUGGAGAGAGAGCACAUGUUUGACAAAGUAGUGACCCCAAGUGAUGUAGGCAAGCUAAACCGUCUUGUUAUACCAAAGCAACACGCAGAGAGGUACUUCCCUCUUGAUUCUUCAUCGAAUGAAAAAGGCCUCCUCUUGAACUUUGAAGACCGGAACGGCAAGCCAUGGCGGUUCCGGUACUCUUAUUGGAACAGUAGUCAAAGCUAUGUAAUGACCAAAGGUUGGAGCCGGUUUGUAAAAGAAAAAAGGCUUGAUGCAGGCGAUAUUGUGUCGUUCCAACGCGGUGUUGGUGAGUCAGGCAAGCAUCGUCUGUUCAUAGACUGGAGACGCAGGCCUAAUGCACCAGAUCCAACAACAUUCUCACAUUUAGAGCUCCAAAAUCAGCAACACUAUCCACAGUCAGUGCGGUGGGGCAGGCUGUACUCCAUGCCCCAAUCUAAUUUAUCCAUGCAGCAACCUCAAUUGCGACAUUUGAAUUACAGCAUUCAUCCUUAUCAACAACAGCAACAUCAGAAUCGUAAUCAUCAGAAUCAUUAUCAUCAACCGUCUACGAUUAGUUAUGGCAAUUCAGCGCAGUAUUACUUAAGGCCACCAGAGACACUUCAGAUUGGGGCAAUGCAUCAACAAGCUGGAGGAAGUCAUGUCCCACUGGUGAUAGAUUCAGUGCCAGUUGUUCAUGGUAAAACUGCGGGGAAGCGGCUCAGGUUGUUUGGUGUAAACAUGGAUUGUCCUACACAGGAUGAUGGUCAGUCGUCUUCGAUCACAAUGACACAUGGCACAAUGGGUUCAUUCUCUUCUCAUUUGGCUUCCUCUUCUCUCCCUCCUCCUCUCCAAUUAAGGGCGCCCACUAGUGCCCCAAUGCAAGCUGAGUUUUCAAAGAAAGGAAAGAAUUCCUUAUCUUUUGAUCUGGAUCUUUAAUCACAUAUGAAGAUACCAUUUCUUCUGUUCCUUCACAUCUGAUUCCUCAAUAUGGGUACUAGAUUUAGGUAAGAGGCUUUCAAGAAAUUUUCAAGUCUAGCCUUUUUUGAGUUUCUUUUUGUUGAUUGUUUAAAUAUUGUCAGCAAAUUAAAAGAUGAGGUUUUGGGUAUAUUGUGAAGAUCAAAAGAUGGAAGAGUGGUGCAAGAAAUGUGGAGUUUGAAAAACGCUUUCAAUUGUGUAUAAUACAUAUAUACAGAUAAAUAUCAGAAUAUUUCCAUCAAUGUUUUUCUUUUAGUGACUGGUGGCUUAACUUAUUGUUAUAUCUUGACUCUAUACAUGCAAUGGACUCUCCCCAGUUUGUUUGGGUAAAUUUCUGUUCCCUCUUUAGCCAUCAACUUCAAGCUUACUCUCUCUCUUGAUGACAGCAUUUUAUGGUACAUUGCUAGAGAAAGGAUAUAAAGUGGAAACUUCUUUCCUAUUUUCUCUUCUUCUUCUUUUUGUUUUGUUUGUAUUACCUCAUUGGGUUAAUAUUCUUGAUGAUGCUUAGUUGAGUUGGAUUGCAGGUUCUGCGCAGAAAGUUUUCAGCAGCUGUAAAAGUUAGCUUCUGUAUUCUUACUCUUUUUUUACUUUAUUUAUUUUUUAAUCAAUCUCUCUACAUCUUAAAAACUACUACUAGCAUUGUUACAUUUCUUUCUCCGCAACACGAUGUUUCUUUUACAGCCACCUUCUUGUCUGGAUUGCAACAAACACAAACAAAAACUGCUUUUGUGUUGAAAGAGAUUUAUCAAUAAGAUGAUGAAUAUGGGAUUCAAUAUGCAUCCUUCUUUACAUGAUAGCAUCUUCACAACCCAUAACAUUUUGUACUGAGCUUUGGCUCUGUCUGUGGUCAAGACUGCUGUCAUUUCGAAGGUACAAUUACUGCCUUCACGGAUGGUUCCUGAAAAUUCCUUUUAUGGUAUGUGCACUGCCAACAAAUCUUCUCCUGGUGCUUUGAUGUUUUUGUUCAUACUUCAAAACCUAAUAAAUUAAUUUCAUCAUGUUAGAGAGAUCAUAUCUUCGGGAAGCUGCUAAAAUAUUCUGUUUCUAAUUGCACAAAAGAUCAUUAAUUUGGGCAUUGAGCUCAAGAGAGACCACGUUAAGACCCCUAAAUCUUCAAAAAUAUUAUAAAUCUUUGGAAUUGGUUCUUCAAUUUAUGGAAGCUUGAUGGAUAGCGUCUCUGUCAGAAACUCUGCAGUUUUUCACCUCAUGUGGACGUCACUACAAAACACCUACCGGUCAUAAAAGUAGAAUCCAAAAAAUCUUUGCAAACAAAUCAACUCUCAAUUAGGGAAGAAAAUGACUGUAAUUAAUAUAACAAAAACAAUGAAAGUAAUAAUUAAGUACAUUAAGAAGAAGUUAAUUAGAUCAAUUCAUGCACAUGCAUGAUUGGAAGCCAAAACUAUGUUUUGGUCGGAAUAAGUAUACGUGUACCUACACACACUACAUGUUCUUUCACAUCUGAUUACUGUUAGUAAUUCGAUGAGUACAUGUAAUUAAUUAUGUACAUUGGUAUACUUAAUUUGGGAAGCAUGACGUUAUGGUCAAAGAGAUUGUUGUGCCUAAGAUAUUGUUUGAAGCCGCAAAACUCAUCCAUUGAUUUGGACACCUGAGUCACGACUUCAAUUAAAGUAGUUGGAGCUUUGAUAAUUUAGACAGUAAAACGGCCUCUUUUAGACAAUUGUGGAGAUUUUAUCAACUUUUGGCUAAUAAGAAGAUAGCCAAAAAAGUAGAAAAAAGAAGAAGAAGAAGAAGAAGAAAAGCCAUUAAAGCACGGCUGCUGCAACAAAAAAAAACACGUGAUCACGGCCAUUGACUAUGGAUCCAUUAUAUGGAACCAACUGUUUUUCACUAAAAGAAAACAGAAGACAUUCAUCGAAUCAAAUUUAAGCAGUUGAUUAGCAAUAAUAUUCGAUAAUUACUGUAUGUUCAAUGUAAAAUUGCUCCAUAAAGCUAUAUAAUUACACAUUUCUUCUUCUUCUUCAGACCAACGAUUUUUUUGUAUGUAUGAGAGUCCAUUUGCUUUGCAUGGUAAAAAUACCUUUGGGAAUUGAUGAUAAAAUUAGUUGAAUGUUUUCCCAAUUAGAAAAUGCUGUCCACGAUUAGAGAUAAAUAACGAAUUAAGUUUUUCAUUAUGAAAUGCAAUAGGGGAUUAAAGAUUCAAAUUCGAAUAUAUCACAGAAAGUGAAGAUUUAAUGAUGGGAUAUGAUAUCAACCAAAUCCUGAGCAGAUAUAUACUCCAUGCUUCUUUCAUCAGAAUCAUGUGAACAAAUCUAGCUGAUAUAUUAUCUUAGUCAUAUUUUAAGUAAGCUAUCCACAUCCAGACUAAUGUAAUCACAGAUAUAUAUAUUCUUUCUUGUGACCUGCCCUCAAAUUCAAACCUCAGAUGAUUAGGGGGGAGGAAAUCCACUAACCACCAGAUUCCAAAGUGUCUUAUGAUUUGUAACAAAAUUAAUGUAUAUGUUGUUGAUGUGUUAAUUUUAGUGCAGGUAGAGGAAGGCAUUCAUGGUAACCAUAUAUGUCAUCAUUUUUAUGUUUUCACAGUUUGUUAAAUUCAUAUUAAUCAGUUGCUUGCACAAUGGGAUUAUGUUAUUAAAUGAGCCUUUCAAUCUAUCAUUCCUUCUAUAUAUGAUCAUCUUGUCGGUAAGUGUUUUCUUAAUUUAAGAUGAUACAUCAUUAAUUGAUUCCUUCUUAAUUAAGUUUGAUUUGUGCAGCCCUAAACUGAGUUCCAUGAUCUUACACCGAUCGUCCUCGUGCUGCACGUAUCAGAAAUGCUCUAUUAUACAUUUUGCCUCCAUAGCAAAACGAUGAUAUAUAUAUUUUUUGAGGAAUAGAAUUGGCAUGUACAAUUUCCCUCCCAGCUAGCUAACCUACUUUUGAUUAUGAGAAUGCAAUCGCCGAGUUCGACGGCAAGCUCUAGCUAGCUAGGAUGUGUACCCGUUAGGGGGUUGCAACUGAUCAAUCUUUGCCAUAUGAGCCAAGAGCUAGCAAGCCAAGCUUUCUGAUGUAAACAGCUGACCACUGCUGCUUGUAAUAGCACAUGUAUCAGAGUACUUUCAAAAGAAACGGACGGCAUAUACGUGCCACCCACUUGUAUUUCUUGGGUACUAUUUACCUAAUUUGGCCUCAAACCUGUACACUCGUUUCUUUAUAUAUGCUUUUACUCGGCUUUCCUGAUCGAAGCAAUGUUACAUUGAAAAUAAUCUCGAAUCAAUGCAGAAUAUUUUAUUAUCUCA
Molecule: messenger RNA, 5456 nt
Organism: Populus nigra (black poplar)
Lineage: Eukaryota; Viridiplantae; Streptophyta; Magnoliopsida; Malpighiales; Salicaceae
Product: B3 domain-containing transcription factor NGA1-like
Exons: 3
Coding region: 943-2184 (413 amino acids)
Molecular function (GO): DNA-binding transcription factor activity; DNA binding
Source: RefSeq, a predicted model, not a curated record